This is a messenger RNA of Thalassophryne amazonica, 853 nucleotides long. It is a transcript of the gene il21, whose product is annotated as interleukin 21. The coding region runs from base 205 to 531 and encodes 108 amino acids. Gene Ontology annotation, molecular function: cytokine receptor binding. The transcript has 7 exons. Gene Ontology annotation, cellular component: extracellular region. Gene Ontology annotation, biological process: immune response. The record is from RefSeq and is a predicted model, not a curated record. NCBI's taxonomy places the organism in Eukaryota, Metazoa, Chordata, Actinopteri, Batrachoidiformes, Batrachoididae.
CACGUAGUGGUGACUGCCAGUGGAAAAGAAAAUUUCAUUACUCACAUACGCCAGUUUCUGCAGCUUUCCAACUGUGAACAAGUGGUUUUCCUGUGUCCUCAGGGAUACCUAUAAAAAAGCUACUUCUGCUUUCUGGCCGAUGUCACAGCAGAGAAAACUCUGGUUGAGAGAAAACUGGAAGAAAUUCUGCUUCAGAUCAACCGGAUGAACCAAAGUCUGCAACACAAUGAGGUGUUGCUGAAUACUCCGCCGCAGAACAUCCAGGACUGCUGCUGUGUCUCAGCUCUGCGCUGCUUCCACAAAAAUCUGAAGUACCUGAAUGUGGCUGAGAGACAGGUACACGUCAAACUGCAGAAGAGCCUGAAACAUUCAUUAACUGAGAGGGGUCUGGAUUUUUGCAAUCAGGGAAAAGCAGAGUCCACAACCUGCCAAAACUGCACAACAUAUCCAAAAGCCAAUUCCAAGGAAUUUGUCAUCAGACUGGAAUCUCUCAUUCAAAGGGCCUUAACCAAAAGGAAAAUGAAAAUUUGAGAAGACAGGAAUAUGGAGUCGUGACAAAGGACUAAACGUAGACAAGACACUACUCUGAAGAUGAGACAAAAGCAACAUAAUGUGGCCUUACACCUAUUUAACUUAUUUAAUAUUUAUUCAGCCAUUAGUGGUGAAACCACUUAAGCUUAGAAGAAUGUACAGUACUCUCAGGAAAGCUGCUUUGCUGCCACCUAGUGGAUUUUGUUUUACUUUUUAUUAUUAUUAAUGUAUUCAAGCAUUCAUUGAUAAUUUGUAGUUCUCAAAGAAUAUAAAGUAUGUAAAAGCAUAUAUACAAUGUAUACUUUCUAUCAUUACAUUAGUA